This is a messenger RNA of Python bivittatus (Burmese python), 2177 nucleotides long. Lineage: Eukaryota; Metazoa; Chordata; Lepidosauria; Squamata; Pythonidae. The record is from RefSeq and is a predicted model, not a curated record.
CAAGAGCUCUUCAUGGAGGUGGCCACCCAAGCGCCUAAAGCAUUAGGGGAUGUGUCAUAUGCCCCUCAGAAACCCGUCUUGGGGGGGAUCUCCCAGGAGGACCCAUCUCAAGUCCCACCAUCAGAAAAUGGAACAACAGUGAUAAUACCGGUGGGAACAUCUCUUUGUGAUGGAGCAGAAACAGCGGUUGUACUUCCAACUCAGGUUCCUGUGUCCUUUGAAGAUGUAACUGUGUUUUUCUCUGAGGAGGAGUGGGCUCUGCUGGAUUUUGAUCAAAAAUCUCUGUACAGAGAAGUCAUGCUGGAAAAUGCUAAGAAUGUGAACUCUUUGCGGAUGAAACUAUAUCAAUGCAUGGAGUGCAGGAAGAGAUUCAAUACAAGCAGUGAUCUCGUUUCCCAUAAAAGAAUCCACUUAGGGGAGAAGCUAUUUAAAUGCAUGGAGUGUGGAAAGGGUUUUAGAAUUAGGAGUGAUCUUACUUCCCAUAAAAGGAUCCACACAAGGGAAAAACCGUAUCAAUGCAUGGUGUGUGGAAAAAACUUCAGUUGGAGCGGUAACCUUACUUCUCAUAAAAGGAUCCACACUGGGGAGAGACCAUAUAAGUGCAUGGAAUGUGGAAAGAGUUUCAGCCAGAGCACUUCCCUUACUUCCCAUGAAAGGAUCCAUACAGGGAUGAAACCAUAUCAAUGCAUUGAGUGUGGAAAGAGCUUUACCCAAAACAGUCAACUUACGAUCCACACAAGGGAAAAACCGUAUCAAUGCAUGGUGUGUGGAAAAAACUUCAGUUGGAGCGGUAACCUUACUUCUCAUAAAAGGAUCCACACUGGGGAGAGACCAUAUAAGUGCAUGGAAUGUGGAAAGAGUUUCAGCCAGAGCACUUCCCUUACUUCCCAUGAAAGGAUCCAUACAGGGAUGAAACCAUAUCAAUGCAUUGAGUGUGGAAAGAGAUUCAGUACAAGUAGUGAACUCAUUUACCAUAAAAGGAUCCACACAGGGGAGAAACCUUAUCAGUGCAUGGACUGUGGAAAGAGCUUCCGGAAGAGUAAUGAUCUUACUUCCCAUAAAAGGAUCCACUCAGGAGAGAAGCCAUAUAAAUGUAUGGAGUGUGGAAAGAGCUUUACCCAAAACAGUCAACUUACCUCCCAUAAAAGGAUCCACACUGGGGAGAAGCCAUAUAGAUGCACAGAGUGUGGAAAGAGCUUCACCACAAGUGGUUCCCUUACAUCCCAUAAAAGGAUCCAUACAGGGGAGAAACCAUAUAAGUGCAUGGAAUGUGGAAAGCGUUUCAGCCGGAGAGAUUCCCUGAGUUCCCAUGAAAGGAUCCACACGGGGGAGAAACCAUAUCAAUGCAUGGAAUGUGGAAAGAGCUUCAGUAAGAGCAGUCAUCUUUCUUCCCAUAAGAGGAUCCACUCAGGGGAGAAACCAUAUAAAUGCACAGACUGUGAAAAGAGCUUUCAUACAAGCAGUGACCUGAUUUCACAUAAGAGGAUCCACUCUGGUGAGAAGCCAUAUCAUUGCAUGGACUGUGGGAAGAGUUUCAGUACAAGCAGUUCCCUGACUUCACAUAGGAGGAUCCACACAGGAGAGAAACCAUAUCAGUGCAGAGACUGUGGAAGGAGUUUUAGUCACAACACUUCCCUCUCUUUUCAUAAAAGGAUCCACACAAGGGAGAACCCAGCUGGCAGCUUAUAAAAUGGAAGGAGCUUCAUUCAGGGUAGUGAACUUCUUGUAAAAGGAGCCACAUAGGGGAGAGGCCAUACACAGUACAUGCAUGCAGGGUGGAAAGAACUUAAGUGAUUCCAUUUCUGAUCACAACGUCAAAAUGGAAAGGGGAUGGAUUAUGAUUAAAGAAAGUGAGUUAGAGUCAAGGAAGGGCAAGAGAGCCAAUUUGAUCUAGUGGUUAAGGCACUAGGCUAGAAUCCAGGGGAGUGUGUGUGUGAAAUUUAAUUAAGGCCAGAGGUGGACUUCUCUCUUUUCUUCCUUUCUGUAUCCAUUUAUUUAUUCUUCCAGUGAAACAUCUGCAGUCCUAUUCCUCUCUGCAUCCCCCCCCCAUUUCCAGUAAAACUACCUCAAUUUCUUGUAUUUUUGUUGUUUCUGUUGGAAGUCGGAAAGGGGAUGUUUGGGUGUGAGAGAUAAUGGUGGCUGCAUGUACAUAAGAAUCAAUUUGCUUCCUUAUUUGA